This is a messenger RNA of Trichoderma breve, 1860 nucleotides long. RefSeq lists its product as uncharacterized. The transcript has 5 exons. Bases 1 to 1860 code for a protein of 619 amino acids. NCBI's taxonomy places the organism in Eukaryota, Fungi, Ascomycota, Sordariomycetes, Hypocreales, Hypocreaceae. The record is from RefSeq and is a predicted model, not a curated record.
AUGGUUCAAGACUGGACCCGGGAUUCGUUCCCCCGUCACCCGACCUUUCAGCCUCAGUACUAUCCGGCUGAUGGAACCACUGCGCGCCACCAGUCCUUUUCUUCUGAGAGAUACGCCUCCGAUGUUGUUCAACGACACCAUUCCUUCCCACAGGAGCGCGUUGGUGUCGAAGCUGACAAUGCCCGUUUCCAAGAGGGCACUGACUCGCGUCGCCCGCCACUCAUGCAAAUCGACGAGGCACUGAGAACCCACUGCGGCAUUGUUGCCAAGCACUAUUUUGUUGCUGCCAUUAACGAAGAUGGCGCGUCCAUGACCUUCUUCAGCCCUAGCCCGGGACGUGGGAUGACGGACAACACCAUCCGCCAGUUCUUUGAUGCCAACAGAUACCGGCAGGUCAUGUCUCGCAUCGAUGCAGGUGCGGACCCCAUGCUGGACGACUACAAUCUCGAAGACAGCUUCUACAACCGCCCUGCUGCCUUCAACCGUAGUCGGAUGAUUGACGGCCGUCGCCGCAACUCUGGAUUUGGUGACUGGAGUGGCAGUCCCGUCCGCCAAGGGCGCAAGCGCGUCAGGGGAACUCGAGCCGUAAAUGAUGAAGACGAUGUUCCCAUGACGGUCUCAUCUCGUAGAGGUAUCAGGAUCGGCGACCCCCACGCUGUUUGGAGCUUCUAUGAACAGCGGUUCAAAAACUGCCAGCAGACGGCCUGCAAGCUCAUUGCCAAGGCCUGGGUCAAGGCCGUGGAGCCCAAGAAGCAGUCCACACACCCUUACACCGGCAGCGACGAGAAGGCGCCUGCUUGGUGGCCAAAACCGUGGGGCCCUACCAAGGACGACAAGGUCCGGCACAAGGAGCCAGACCACUUAUACAAGCGAGAGCGUGUACAUCUUCUCGCUCACAUCCUGAGACUGGUUGUUGAGCCCAACGCAAAGCAGCAUCCUGAUAUCCAAAAGCUUGGCUUGAACGUGAAGAAGCUCGAGGAGACAACCGUCGAGGCCCUGUCGUCAUUUUUCAUGGACAAUGAAGCCAACGCCAAGAAGAGGCCAUUCCUGAACGAGAUCUUCAAGGUGGCUCGCCAGGAGGAGCGAUACAAGAAUGGCGAAAUCGAUGGUACGACUGAGGUCUACGUCAUGGCAGAAGACAAGAUGCCAGAGAGUUACGCUUCGGACAAUGAGGAGGCUACCUACAUCAAGGAUGAAGAUGAUCACGAGGCUAGAGCUAAGCCGCUGGCUGCUCAGUGCCUCCCUCACCCGGCAGCAUCAGAGCCCAGCUCCGCGACAAGUAUUCGCCCGCCCACCUUUAUAAAUGACAUGACAGUCAGGGCCAAUGCAUUCCCGCCGUCCAUGAUUACAGAGCUUCCCGCACAGCCGCAUACAUAUGUCGAGGGUGGCACAAUGUCUGUUCACAGCAGCCAGCCUGUGGCUACCACAGCGGCUGCCAACAUCGCCCUCGACAUGGUUCCGAGCCCUCAUGACGCCAGCCGACGGCCGUCAGUGUUCAGCGACUACGCUAGCCCUGGGGGAAUGUACAGCCAGCAGUGGCCACAGGCAUCAACGAAUACCAACGCAUCGACCAUGUAUCCCUAUGCACAGCAGCAAACUACCACACAGUCAGCAUCGUUUGUCGGCUCCGGGGUUUCCAUGACAUCCAAUCAGCCCUUUAUACCAAAUUCUUUUGAGACACCACACCGGAACGAAUACGACCAAACCGGAGCUCCGAUAUUUCGAUCGGGGGAUUUGUCUCAGGCGCCCCCAGUCACCCAGCAGCAGGGCUAUGGCUACGCAAUGUCGAACGAUACCCGGGGAAUGAGAGUCAUGACCCAGGUUGUGGAUGCCGCUGGGCAUCGCCCGUCUCUACAAUAG